Rhipicephalus sanguineus (brown dog tick) is the source of this 2306-nucleotide messenger RNA. RefSeq names its product zinc finger protein ZFP2-like. Gene Ontology annotation, molecular function: RNA polymerase II transcription regulatory region sequence-specific DNA binding; DNA-binding transcription factor activity, RNA polymerase II-specific. The transcript is spliced from 13 exons. Gene Ontology annotation, cellular component: nucleus. NCBI's taxonomy places the organism in Eukaryota, Metazoa, Arthropoda, Arachnida, Ixodida, Ixodidae. Gene Ontology annotation, biological process: regulation of transcription by RNA polymerase II. The record is from RefSeq and is a predicted model, not a curated record. The coding region runs from base 218 to 1963 and encodes 581 amino acids.
AAGUACUUUAUGCAUCCAUUUAAUAACUAAAGCGUGGUGUAACACACCUAUCGAUGCGCAUUAACCAUGAACAGGGUUUGAUCAUCGCUGGAAAUGGAAAACGUGCAUGCUUGUCUGAAAGUGAGUGUUUCAUGCUGCCUCUCCCUUCACAAUUCCAACUGUGCAUUGAAGACGCCAGCACUCUUGGCUGUCCCUGCCUGCUAUUUGGAUAAAGCCCAUGGAAACUGUUGAUAUCAAGACAGAACCAAGUAGCCUUCCAGUUAUGCUGCCUCCUGUCGUAUCGAGUGUUCACAUCCAGGUGGAACAGAGCAGCCCUGGAACAACACCGCCUCAUGAGGAGUUUACGGUGCCAAACAGCCCUCCACCGUUGCUGUCCCUUGUCAUGGAGAGUGUUGAUACCAAGGUGGAACCUAGCAGCCCUAUGACUGUGCUUCCUCCCGACAUGACCUGUAAUGACAACAAGGAGGAGAUGAAAAUGCCAAAUGGUCCUGUGCUGUCUCCUGUCAUGGAGAGUGUUGACAUCAAAGUGGAACCAACUAGCCCUAUGACCAUACUUGCUCCCGAACACCUUUACAUGACUGACAAAGAACCAUCUGAGUCAGCAGCCCUGCGGCCCUGCAGUGUAGUAUUAGCCCCACUGACAAGCAGUACUGAAACGUCAAGAGAUGAACCCACCAUGGAUAGCAAACCAAGGAUUCCUGGUCACACUCCUGUGGGUUCAGCAACACAGGGCAAGCAGUUUCAACGGGGAAGCCUUUCCAGUCAUGAGCACACCCACAAGGCCAAGAAGUUCCAGUGCAGCCAAUGCUCGCUGAUGUUAGGGAGCAAGUGGUCUCUGCAAAGACACAUGCUGACUCAUUCCUGUGAGAGACCAUACGAAUGUGGCACGUGUGGCAUGCGAUUCAAACGAAAUGGCGAGCUAGUUAAGCACCGCCGCACCCACAUGAAUGAGAGGAAGUUCAAAUGUGAACUGUGCCCAUCUGCAUUCCGCCAUAAGGUGUCGCUGGAAAGGCACAAGGAACUUCAUGAAAGAGGUGUGGACAUGUUUCCCUGCCAGGAGUGCGGCAAAAUCUUUCGACAGAACGAGAAGCUGCAGGAACAUCUGCGGCGGCACACGCUCGACAAGCCCUUCGCAUGCCACCUGUGUCCAGCCAAGUUCAUGCGGCAGUCACACAUGGAUGUUCACGUGCGUAAACACACGGGUGAAAGGCCAUACAAGUGUUCCAUCUGCGAAAAGUCAUUCAGCCAGUCGCACACGUGUACGGUGCACAUGCGUCGUAUACACCACGAGGUGAAGCUCAAGAAGGGGUUUCCCUGUUCUGUUUGCGGAAAGGUGUUCUUUCAGCGGGCAAACCUCUCCAGGCACGAGCGCACCCACGAGAUCAAGAGCUUCCAAUGCAGCCAGUGCUCAGUGACAGUAGCGAGCAAGUGGUUACUGAAUAGACACAUGCUGACGCAUUCCUGUGAGAGGCUUCACAAGUGCGGCACGUGUGGCAUGCGAUUCAAGCGAAGCUCGGAGUUAGUUAGGCACCGUAACACUCACGUCGUUGAGAAGAAGUUCAAGUGCGAGCUUUGUCCAUCGGCGUUCCGCCACGAGAUGUCGCUGAAAAGGCACAAGGAAUUUCACGAAAGAGGCGUGAACAUGUUUCACUGCCAGGAGUGCAGCAAAACAUUUCUGCAUAAGAAGAACCUGCAGGAGCAUCUGCGGCGGCAUACACUGGAGAGGCCUUUUGCAUGCCGCCUGUGUCCGGCUAAGUUCUUGAGGAAAGACCACAUGGAGGUUCAUAUGCGUGGACACAUGGACAAAAAACCACACAAGUGUUCCGUCUGUGAAAAGUCAUUCACCGAGUCCCAUAUGUGUAUGCUGCAUAUGCAUUGCAUGCAUCGAGACGUGGCACUCAAGGAACAACUUGACUCGAACGACAAAGGCCAGCAGCCCUUCAGCCAAGCAUCAUCUCCUUAACCUCCAGACGAGCAGCGCCGAGCCUACAAGUGAUAAAAUCACCACAGUUACUAUCCCAGGGUGCAUGUGGGGUUAUGUACUCAAGACAUCUUCAGUGCUGGUCCAGCGCCACCUAAUGCUCUCCUAGGAAGUCCGUCUAGUGGCAUACUCUUCCGGAUCCUGGACUUCAAGCGACGGUUUGGAGAAAUCGCGGCUGUACGAGGGCCUGCCCUGGAACACACCGCGCGUCGACGACAGCCGGAUCGUUCAGGCAGCUGGCAAGAUCAUUCGUGAGUUUCACGGAUGCAGGCAUCUGGAAGUGAGGACAUUGCGACACCUGAAGUUCAAUAAAAACCAGCGAACG